This is a messenger RNA of Melanotaenia boesemani (Boeseman's rainbowfish), 762 nucleotides long. RefSeq names its product C-X-C chemokine receptor type 4. NCBI's taxonomy places the organism in Eukaryota, Metazoa, Chordata, Actinopteri, Atheriniformes, Melanotaeniidae. The record is from RefSeq and is a predicted model, not a curated record. The coding region runs from base 153 to 686 and encodes 177 amino acids. The transcript is spliced from 4 exons. Gene Ontology annotation, biological process: G protein-coupled receptor signaling pathway. Gene Ontology annotation, molecular function: G protein-coupled receptor activity. Gene Ontology annotation, cellular component: membrane.
UGUUGGCUCAUAAAUAAAAAAGCUCUUGUUUUCUGAGAGCAGCAGAAAUGAGAUCUGUAACGUAAGCUGGGGUGUUUGUUUACUUCACAGCUAUCCUCUGUGUCCAGCGGCUGAUUGGAGCGACCUCUACUAGAGGUGGCUUCUUCGUUGUCAUGGUAGCAGCAUGUUUGGCUUCCUGGGUGACAGGCAUGGUGUUCGGGUGUGUCCCUGUCGUCUACAAAUGGAUCAGGUAUGAUUCUGCAGAGAUGCUGUGCACCGUCUUCUGGGAGAGCAGCUACUCAGACAUGUUGGUCUACAUCCUAUCUGCUUUGUCCAUCUGCAUCUUCCUUCCCUUUGUCCUCAUCUGUGUCUGCUCUGCUCUGAGUGCUGGCAGCUUCUGCUCCAGCUACAGUGAAGAAGAAGCAGAUCUGUCUGAGGUGGCUCCUCUGUUAGCAGCUUCAUAUAUGGUCUGCUAUGCCCCCUUCUUUGUGUCCGAGCUGAUCCUGCUGGGAAGACUGGACCUGAUACCAGCCCCUGACUGGUUAAGGACACUGUCCUCAGUGAUGGCCUAUCUGAACUGUGGUCUAAACCCUUUCAUCUACUGCUUCAAUCAUAACUUCCGGGAAGUGGGCCUGGCUCUUCUGUGGACCAAGAGGAGACCAGUAUCAGAACCUGUUCUCACUGCUAUCACCAAAAUGGGGGCAUAGACAUUGUCAAGUUCAUAUAAUGUCCUGUUUAAAAAAAAUAAAGAAAAAAAAUAGAUAUAACAUUAUAAUUCCCUUC